Molecule: messenger RNA, 2339 nt
Organism: Perca fluviatilis (European perch)
Lineage: Eukaryota; Metazoa; Chordata; Actinopteri; Perciformes; Percidae
Product: kalirin-like
Exons: 17
Biological process (GO): axon guidance
Cellular component (GO): cytoplasm
Molecular function (GO): protein binding; guanyl-nucleotide exchange factor activity
Source: RefSeq, a predicted model, not a curated record
AUGGCAAGUAAAGCAGAGUGUGUUCGUGCCGUGGACGUCCUGACCGUGCUCAGAGAGAAAGUGGCCUUCGUUUCAGUGAGGAGGAUGCGAGCCCGGGGCUUCACCGUGGUGGUGGACAUGCGGGGCAGUAAGUGGGACAGUGUGAAGCCGGUCCUGAGGACCCUCCAGGAGACCUUCUCCUCCAGCAUCCACUCAGCCCUGCUCAUCAAGCCAGACACCUUCUGGCAGAAGCACCGCACCAACCUGGGCAGCGCCAAGCUCACCUUCGAGACGAGCCUGGUGUCUGUGGAGGGCCUGUCUCGUCUCGUGGACCCCUCCCAGCUGACCUCUGACCUGGGGGGCUCCCUGGAGUACGACCACGUGGAGUGGACCGAGCUGCGUCUGGGUCUGGAGGAGUUCACCGGCGCCGCCACCGCGCUGCUGGCCCAGCUGGACCAGCUGGAGGCCGGGCUGAACCGCAUCGCCGAGCCCCAGGACGUAGACGAGGCCCGCAGACUCCUGGAGGAACAUGGUCGUCUCCGUAACACCAUCUCCACGGCGCCAGUGGACGCCCUGGAGCGAGAGGGGCGGAGCCUGCUGCAGCGCAUGCGCCUGGCCCCCCCCCACGGCGAGGCCCCCACCUCCACCGACGGUGGGGGGGGGGGCUGCUGUAGCCAUGGCAGCUGGCUGUCGGGCGGCGCCGACUUCCAGAGCGUGGCGCCGAAGGUCUCCUCGCUGCUGGAGCGUCUGCAGGCGGCGAGAGGACACCUGCUGCAGAGCUGGGGGGACAGGAAGCUGGUCCUGGACCAGGGUCUGCAGCUACACCUGUUCCAGCAGGACGCUGCCAAGAUGUCGGAGUGGAUCGCCCACAGUAAAGACCUGUUCAUGCAGAGUCUGGCCGAGGUGGGCCAGAACCACCAGCACGCCCUAGACCUCCAGACCCAGCACCAGCACUUCACCGCCAACUGCAUGAACGGCAGUGUGAACGUGGACAGCGUGGUCACGGUGGCGGCGCGGCUAGCGGAGGCCGGUCACUACGGCGCCGAGCGCAUCGCCAAGGUGUCGUCGCGGUUACAGGAAGACUGGAAGUCCCUGACGACGGCACUGGAGGAGCGCAGCAACACGCUCGCCAUGGCGACCGGCUUCCACCAGGGGGCGGAGCAGUUCCUGCUCAGAGUGGAGGGCUGGGUUCAGGCGUGCUCUGAAGGCUCGUUGCCGACAGCAACAGCCGAGCUGGAAGCUGCGACCAAGAAGCACCAGGAGCUCAACGAGGAAAUCUCAGCCAACUACACACAGGUGAGUGAGAGCGGUAAAGCGUUACUAGAAGUCCUCCAGAGAUGUCCGGCGACCGACUCCGAUGACUCGGCCACCAAACCAGACUUCACUGCUGCCACGCACGGCAUCAUGGGAACUCUGCACCAGGUCAUGCAGGGUCAUCACGAGGUGGAGGGGGCGUGGCAGCACCGCAAGCUCCGCCUCCACCAGCGCCUGCAGCUCUGCGUGUUCCAGCAGGACGUCAGACAGGUGCUAGACUGGGUGGAGCAGCAUGGCGAGGUGUUCCUGAACAAACACAGCGGCGUGGGGAAGUCUCUGCACCGGGCUCGAGCUCUGCAGAAACGCCACGACGACUUCCAGCAGGUCGCUCAGAACACUUACACUAAUGCAGAGAAGCUCCUGGAAGCAGCCGAUCAGCUGGCUCAGUCUGGAGAGUGCGAGGAGGAGGAGAUCUACCAGGCAGCCAGAGAUCUGGAGCUCCGCAUGCAGGCGUUCAUCCAAAGAGUGGAACAGAGGAAGCUGCUGCUGGACCUUGCUGUAUCUUUCUACACACACACCAAGGAGCUGUCUGUGUGGAUGGAGGGUCUCCAGAAGCAGCUGUCCUCAGAUGUCCCAGUGUGUCCCGAGACCGUGGAUGCUCUGCAGACUCUGAUCAGCCAGCAGCAGCAGCAGCAGGCCAACACACAGGAGGCUGCAAUGAGUGUGAUCCGGGAAGGAGAAGACCUCAUCCUGCAACUCAGGCCCCAGGGCAGCUCGGUGGCCCACGUGGAGACAGUGCUGCAGCAGCUGGAGGAGUCCCACGCUCAGCUGGAGGAUCUCUUCCACCAGAGGAAGAUCCGAUUGGACGUUUACCUGCAGCUCCGCAUCCUGCAGCAGUGCACGCUGGAGGUAACGGGGGAAAUAGACGCCUGGAAGCAGGACCUCCACAAACAGUCCCAGGACUUCUCCGCAGAGAAGCUAGCAUCGCCGCGGCUAGCGGAUGCCAACCAGGACAAGCUAGCCCAGGACAAGCUAGCACUGGGCCAGUCGCGGAUGGCCGAGGCUAGCCCGGAGGUGCUAACGCUAGCACAACAGCGCAUCCACAG